Owenia fusiformis is the source of this 3114-nucleotide messenger RNA. NCBI's taxonomy places the organism in Eukaryota, Metazoa, Annelida, Polychaeta, Sabellida, Oweniidae. The record is from the annotation of a GenBank genome assembly.
AUAUAUAAUAUUACAUCGAAUGAUUAUUGACCUCCGGGUAAUAAACAUCAAAUUAGGGAAUAGGGGCCUAUCUAUAUACAAGUAUACGAGGAUUGAAAUCAACCGCUCAAAAGUUGAAGAAACUGCGCGAGUAGGCUGUGGAGUGUUAUUACUAUAGCUAAAAUAUAAAGAAUAUACGAAAAUAAUUUCAAAACAGAUGCCGACGUCUGAAGACCUUGGAUUACAAAAGGAUUCAAUUUUAUGUUGAUUUGGAAUAUACAAAGAGAUAAAAGGAAUAUCUUGUUAAAACAGAAAACAACAAUCAAGAGAUGGAUGUUCAAAUUGAACGAGUGAAUGGUUAUGCUGUCAACCAUCAUAACGGCGGAUUAGUAGGAACGUCGAAACCAAAGACACCAGUUUCAAACGGAAUAGUACAAUCCGCAAGCCAUAACGGGUUUAUUCCAACAGUCAAACAAAAGGAGCAGAUUUUACAGAACGGUGACGCACACAACGAUAAGGCAACGCACCACGUCGGUGUAAAUUCGAACGGCACAAGUAACGUCAAACGUGAAAAUUCGAACAGUGGCUCUCUUUUUGUGUUCAAAAAGAGGAUUUCGCCCGAAAAACAGAGAGUAAUGGCAAAAGCUCAGCAGUGUCAGGAACGGUUGCAACAAGCGAAUGUCUCUGAUGACUUCGUAAAGUUUUACAAAGAUUAUGAGACGUAUGAUGCUGGUCUCAACAAAGAUUUCCUCGGUGUAACUUCAGACAAUGACCCACAAGAAACAAACAGUCUCCUUACCUCACUAGUUGAUCUUCACGAGAAAUUCUCCGAAUGGACAAAGAUCACACGUGACUUUAUUGAACAAGGGUUAAAGGUGAAAUUCCCGGUGACUGCACCAUGUGGUAGACAGUGGAAGUCUAUGUGUACAUAUAAAUCCAAGAAUCUAGGUGUGGUAGAAAAUGAAGAUCUUACUAUCAUUGGCUCCAGAAACAACACAUGGACUGUGCAAAAUUCUUCGACAGGAGAGGGCAAUGUCCCAGCCUUGGCUCUAUUGUUUCCUCAACCUGAUAGAACCCCAUUAGGAACGGCAACACGGUUGAAGUUGAAGCUUUACCUUCUCUGGGUCUUACAGAGACGAUAUGUGUGUCAACAGCUUCUACAUGUUCUCACAAAUACAUACAGAGAAUGGAAAGCUGAAGAGUCUAAAAUUCUAGCUGCAGUCGAUGAAGAACUGUUAGCAAUAAUGGAUAUAGCCGACAGUCUCAUUACGAAGGACAGCGCCCCUUUAGCUGAAUACAUGCAGUUGGAGGCCACGUCAGCGAGGCUAAGGGACAAAAUCUCCAUGGGAAGUAGCUCCAUACCCCAACCUGUAACUGAUGAGGAAAGACAGACGGUUCUUGCUCAGGGGAAAAAUAUUACUGACUUACUUGAGCAGUAUCAGAACUUUAUGUUUGGUUUGGAAGAAUUGAGAAGAUCUUUCGAGACUUGUAGUCCUGCUUUGAAGGUGAACGACGAAUUGGAUCAUUUUAUCACCACGCCUCUGCAGAAACGAUUCAGGUAUACGCAACAAGAACACUUCGUCAAGGAAACCGUCACUGAGGUUACAGAAACUACGACAAUUGAGGCACCAAAACGAGUCCAAUCCGAGGCAUAUGUUUCGGGAUCACAGGAAGAAAAGAAAAAGUUUGUCAUAAGUGCUGUUCAUGACACGAAAAACGACGCGCGUGUGUCGAUUUUAGAAGCAACAGAAAUGGGUAUAGUCAAUAUGGGAAAGGGAACAUUUCUCGAUACGGCAACUGGUGAAAAGAUGGCGAUACAAUCGGCGAUGAAUCGAGGUUUGAUAGAAGUUGAGUUUACAUCAACCAAAAAGUCAGAAGAAAAACAAAGUGUCUAUGGGUUGAUUACAAUCACGAAAUCCAAACCUAAGGCAUAUAAAGUGAAGGGUAUCACGAAUUUAGCAACUGGUGAACUUGUUAGUUUGGAAGAAGCAAUGUCUGAAGGGAUUGUUGACGAGAAUUGUCGAUUUUAUAGAAAUAUUAUUACAAAUGAUGAUAUUACGGUUGAGGAAGCGAUCGAACAGGGAUUAAUCAAGACUGAAACAGAGGAAAACGUUGAAGAAGACGAAGCCGACACGACAACAUCAAAAACCUACGCCAUAUACGGAGUCGUUGAUCAGAAAUUAAAGAAGAAAAUACCGUUCGCAGAUGCUGUUAAGAACGGGAUUCUUGAACCUGAAUCGGGAACCUACAUUAAUAAUGUUACUGAUGAGAAAAUCUUCGUAGGGAAAGCAAUAAAGCGGGGAUUCAUAAAGGCAAAACACAUAACAGACCCAACAACACUAGACAUAGAUCCACAAAACCAAAUGGUAAUUAAGAAAAUGCAAGCCAUGCGAAAGGCAGUUUUGAGCCCGUUGAAAGUCAUGAACAUGAUGCGUGCCGUGACAACUAGUAAACAGAAUGGAAAACAAACUAAUGAAAAUGUUACUAAUGGCAACGUGUGAAUUGUCCAUUCUCCAAGCGCAGAGGGAGUUGAGUAGCCUUGCGUAUGGAGAAUGGAAUUGCCUGUUAGGCCAUUCCAAGUUAUUUUGUUCAAUAUAUGUUUAACGUCCUCGAGAAGGCCCUAGAUCACUAUUGCAAAGUCCCUUUGUCAUUCAGAUUCAUUUUCAACUUUGCAAAUCCAUGGAUGAGCACUUAGAAUUCUUGUUUGUGAUCUGAAAACCUACCUAUAGUAAAUCACAAAAGGGAGGUGACGUUAAACAUAUAUUGAAUUUUAAAUGGGCUUAUUUUAGUUUUGACUGACUCUUGCAGUUUUUGUUUCACACUUUUUAUAUUGAAUGUGGAUGUAUAUACAAGCAGGUUUUAAUAACACCAACGUAUAGUAGCUUAGAUAAAAUGGGUUGGUGUGCAAAUGCAUUUUCCUGGAUUUUCUAUGUGUUUGUGAACAAGUGUAAAAUGUUUGUAUUAUGCACCCCUAUUUGGACCUGUUUAUCAAGAGGAUUGUCUUUCAAAAUGUGUUAUUUUAAGUGAAUGUUUUAAAACGCGUUCAUUUACAUUUUUUUUUACUUUUUAUGUGUAUAAAAAUGGUUGAAGCAAGUGAUUUUGGAUUACUUGAGAAAUAAAUAAAGUACAAUAACA